AUGGUGGACAAAGACGAAGAAGGCCUGGCCACUUACUGGCAAAGUGUCACAUGGAAAAGAUACCCAGAGCCUCUGGUAGCUAACAUCACAUUAUCCUGGAACAAGACUAUUGAGUUAACGGAUGACAUUGUAGUCACCUUUGAGUAUGGACGGCCCACCGCCAUGAUGCUAGAGAAAUCAUUAGACUAUGGCAGAACUUGGCACCCUUACCAAUACUACGCUGAUGAUUGUAUUGAAGCAUUUGGUAUGACCCCUAAGAAGGUGGUGAAUCUCAUAGCGAGUAACGUCACCCGUGUGCUGUGCACAGAGGAGUACUCCCGCUGGGCGGGCUCCAAAAAAGAGAAAAACGUGCUCUUUGAGGUUCGAGAACGUUUUGCCAUCUUUGCUGGCCCAGAUCUGCGAAAGAUGGAGAACUUUUACACUCGGAUGGAGAGCGCCAAAGGUUUAAAGGACUUUUUCACGCUCACCGACCUGCGGCUCCGAUUGUUGCGCCCAGCCCUGGGUGGGACAUACGUACAGCGAGAUAAUCUGAGAAAGUAUUUCUACGCCAUUUCCAACAUAGAGGUGACAGCCAGGUGUAAAUGUAACUUACAUGCCAACGCAUGCAACUUCCGAGAUGGGGCCCUACAAUGUGAGUGUGAGCAUAACACCACCGGACAGGACUGCGGAAGGUGCAAGAAGAGUUUUUCGCAAACCGUUCCUGGCGUGGUGGCUCUUACACCCCAUUACCUCAUGGAUCUCCCAAUGCUUGUAAGUAAUGGGAUUCAAAUUUAA
Messenger RNA from Staurois parvus, 774 nucleotides. The record is from the annotation of a GenBank genome assembly. NCBI's taxonomy places the organism in Eukaryota, Metazoa, Chordata, Amphibia, Anura, Ranidae.